Messenger RNA from Colletes gigas, 1655 nucleotides. It is a transcript of the gene DCTN4-p62, whose product is annotated as dynactin subunit 4. Lineage: Eukaryota; Metazoa; Arthropoda; Insecta; Hymenoptera; Colletidae. The record is from RefSeq and is a predicted model, not a curated record. The coding region runs from base 8 to 1498 and encodes 496 amino acids. Gene Ontology annotation, cellular component: dynactin complex. The transcript has 9 exons.
UUCGAUCAUGGCGUAUCUGAAUCAACCCGAUUAUGUACGUUACGUUUGUAACUGUGGAUCCUUGAAACCAAUUUAUAAGAUUUAUUACUGUAGGUAUUGUUCGAAAAUUCGGUGUGGUUACUGUCUCUGUCAAGAGGUUGAUUCUCAUUAUUGCCCUAACUGUAUGGAGAAUUAUCCAUUGUCAGAGGCCCGUCUUAAAAAAAACAAGUGUUCAAACUGUUUCGAAUGUCCUUGCUGUUUUCAUACUUUAUCCACAAGAGCCGGCCAUGUGCCUGUAAGAGUUACAUCUGCAGAAAGAGAAGAUGUUAAAGAUGUUAAAACAACACCAAAGAAAGUUUAUUAUUUAUUUUGUUCAUUAUGCAGAUGGACCUCUAGAGAUGCUGGUAUUCCAGAUCAGUCUGUAGCUACUGGAGGUUGGCCUGAACAAGAAAAUCCACAUACCAGUCGUAUUAAUGCUUUAAUUGAUUAUCAUAAAAUAUUAGCUUCGAUAGAAAAGCAACAAUCCGAGAAGAAGAAUCGUCCGACACGUCCUUUCAUGCCAAUGGCCAUGUUUACUAUAACAUCUGCUAUGGUUCGUAAACGUAUUGGUCAGGCUGCGGAAACUCCGACGCGGACACAAUCAAACGAUCAUCCUCCGCCAUCCGUUGCUAGCGAAGAGGUAGAGGAAUUACCAGCCGAAAUUUUUACAGAUCCUGUAGACAUAACUAAGAUUACCACAUUAGAACAAAGACUGCAACAUCUGGAUGCGCAAGCAGAGAAAGUGAAUGAACUACGUCCGCAGAAUCGGCAGUACUUAAUCAGGAGAUCACAGCGCUGUCGUGCUUGUGAUCAUAUUCUUAGUAAACUAGAUCUUUGCGUACAGUCUAUAAAGUUUAAGAUUCAGUUAGCUGCAUUUUAUCAUGUGCCGGAGGUAAGAGUUGUUGUUUGCGAACCACUUCAUCCAGGCAAAAAAAGUGAAUUAUAUUUAAAAUUUUGUAAUCCAACUCAACAUCAAACUCAAGUAGUAUUGUUACCAUUGGACACGCCAAUGACCUCAGAAGAUGUUACAAGCGAGAAAGAAGAUGUUAAACAGGAGAACAUACCUCAGGCUCCCGUGUCACCAAAUUUAUUACCGUGGAUUGUACGACAAGUGCCUAUAGUAGAAGAAACCAAGCCUAUAAAAAUUAGUGCAAACGCAAGUGUACUUUUGCCACAACGUCCUCUUAUACUUCCUCCUAGAGACGAUGCCGCUGAGUAUGAUUAUACGGGAGAUACUCAUAACUUUCAAGAUGAUACUAAGCUCGUGAUCUGGCGAAAAGCAAACAAGGCAAUUAUAAAAUUAGAUGUAACACCGUAUGAAAAUUUAAAGGAGACUGAAAAUGAACCUGUCAUAAUUGGAUUUGUUAUGCAGUAUGGAUAUGUGAACACAAUCACAACAUUAGAACAUAAAGCACCGAAAAAACUGGAUCUCAAAGUUCAACUGUAUUUAACUGUGGGAACUCUUGUUGGCAGUGCUUAAUGUUUGUCACAGAUACUAACAUUUACAAAUUAAUAAAAUUACAAUAUAAACAAUGUAACAAUACAUCAAAUUUCUAAAUAUCGCGUGAAACUACUUUCACACGUUGCAAUUAAAAUCGUCUAAUUAAUUUAUAUUAAUUUUAGAAUUAAUACUGAUU